AUGUAUCAUUCCAUCUCCACACACCCUUCAAACUACUACUACUACUACUACUACUACUACUACUACUACUACUACUACUACUACUACUACUACUACUACUACUACUACUACUACUACUACUACUACUACUACUACUACUACUUCAGUCUGAACUGA
Pyrenophora tritici-repentis Pt-1C-BFP is the source of this 156-nucleotide messenger RNA. The record is from RefSeq and is a predicted model, not a curated record. NCBI's taxonomy places the organism in Eukaryota, Fungi, Ascomycota, Dothideomycetes, Pleosporales, Pleosporaceae.